Molecule: messenger RNA, 6382 nt
Organism: Megachile rotundata (alfalfa leafcutting bee)
Lineage: Eukaryota; Metazoa; Arthropoda; Insecta; Hymenoptera; Megachilidae
Gene: HDAC4
Product: histone deacetylase 4
Biological process (GO): epigenetic regulation of gene expression; negative regulation of transcription by RNA polymerase II
Cellular component (GO): histone deacetylase complex
Molecular function (GO): histone deacetylase activity
Source: RefSeq, a predicted model, not a curated record
GAUAGCAGCCAUUUUGUCUAAAAAGUGCAACUGCUCUUUUCCUAAAAAAGGUGGAAUUUAUUUCUUUAUUUUAAGAGAUUAUUUUUACCUUAACGUUCUAAUACACAAUAAUGGUUCCCAUCGUUAAAACAAUGAACGAUAAAUAAUUCUUGAGCGCCUGAAAUAUAAACCGUGUCGUACAAAAAAUAAAACAGUGCAAGUUUAUCGAUCAAUUGCAGAUGAAAGUCUGUUGAAAAUGGUGACAUUUAUGUGACCAUAAUCUUACCUUAACACUAAACUAUUGUGUAAAAUAAAAUGGAUAGAAUUAAAUAAACGUAAUGGAAAAGCAUUGUUCACAUCUACUUACGAAUCUUUAAUUCCGAAAGACGUGUCUAGACUUAAUGUCCGUAAACAAUAUGGCGGCCGAAAGUAUUUUAGCAGAAAUCCCAAGAGUCUUUAUUGAUCAACUUCACUAUAAACUUCUUCAUUCGUUUUAUCUAACCGUACAAUUGUUCAAGACAAUUAUAGUUUUCCUUGGCUAUAUUACAGUCUCCGCUGAAAUCGGUUUCAAAAUUUUGGUCAGGUUUCUCUAGUACGCAAUCGGUGGGUGGCAAUCGGAAGAAAACAGAAGAAUAAUAGACAAAGACGCAGGAAUAGAUGGAUAGAUAAAUAGAUAGAAAGAGACGGGUACGAUACCGGGUGUGCUAUAAAUAGCGAAGAUUCGCGAUCCUGACGAGGCACGGCGCUGGCGUCGAUCGCCGCGUACUCGCGAAAUAACGCCGGAGGAGAGGGAAUCUCGAAAGAACCGAGGCACCUUGUACAGUUUCCUUUGGGCGUUCGCGGCGUGUUCGACAGCCCUGCACUUCCUUGAAUCGAGUUUAAUCGGAAAACGGACGUCGCGCGAUGCGCGCCGCGACGACGCGAGUUUCUUACCUCGUCGCGUCUCCGCUCGACGCUUCGUUCUCGCCGUUUUCGUUGCUCGAUCGAGUAGGACGCUCGCAACGAGAUUCGCAAUCGCGAGAAGACGUGGGUUACGGAAGCGUCGAAAUCGCGUCCGCGUUUACCCAUCUGCCGCAGAAAGAAAUGGCCAGGGACACGCCGGGCUCACCGAUGUCUAGGCCGAGAGAGCUGGUCGGCGGAGUUGGCGGUGCUGCGACCACCUUGACGUCCAGCGCGUACCACACCGCCUCCGACCCAACCGCCCUGCACGGUCACGCGCUCCAACAAAAAAUACUCGAGCUGCAGCAGCAUCAUCAGCUACAGCAGCAGAUACUGCGACAGCAGUACCAGGCGCAGGAACGACAACUGGCAGAGUUGCACGAGCAACAGAUGCAUCAGCUGAAGCUAUGGGAGCAGCAGAAGCAGCUGGAGGAGCAACGGAGGGAGAAGGAGAGGCUGGAGGCGCUCAGGAAAAAGGAUAAGCACGAUCACAGCGCGAUCGCCUCGACGGAGGUCAAGCAACGGCUUCAGAGCUUCCUUGUGAACAAGAAGCAGAGGGAGGCUGCUGCCGCCGCGAACGGAGCGGUUCCUGGUACACCUGGUUACAGAAGCUGGUUGCAGCCACAGUCAGAAUCGGCAGGCACCGUGAACUCCUCGCACCCCUACCGCAUGCCGCAGAUGCUCCAAGAGAAGUUCGCGGACGACUUUCCCCUCCGGAAAACAGCCUCGGAGCCGAACCUGCUGAAGGUGCGAUUAAAGCAACGCGUGGAGAGGAACAUGGCCGCCUCGAGAAACUCACCCCUGAUGGCACGCCGGAAGGACCGUCUGCUGUCGCACCUCAAGCGGAGGUCACUGCUAGCAAAUUCUAGCAGCAAUCCAGAGUCUGGGCCUAACUCACCGCCGACCGUUAACAAUUCCCAAGCGAGUCCUACCGCGGCCGGCAACGCGACAGCCAUUCAAGAGGAAACCGAAAACACCGGCUACGGCGGUCCUCUGUCCAGCAGCAGUCAACAGGGUAGUCUUUCGGACCUGUCGUUGUUCAGUUCACCGUCCAUGCCAAACAUCUCGCUGGGUCGACCUCACGUUCCGACCGGAUCAUCCGGCACGACCGGCACGAAAUUGGCGACCGUCUCGGAGGCAGAGGUACGAGCCGCGUUCACGGCGCGGUUAGGUAUGCCGCUCACGGGGCAAAUGUUGCCGGGCACCUUGCCAUUCUAUCCGUCGUUGACGGUGAUCGAAGGGGAACCGCCGUCGAGUGGGGGUAGCAGUGGCGGUAGCGGUGGCAGCGGUGGUGGUGGCAACGGCACCGCUGGCUACGUUCAUAAACAGAUGCAGCAAAAUAUGGAACACCAUUCGAACAGGCAACACCCGUCGUCCGUGUAUCACGCUGCCGCUGCGCCCAUCACGGACACGCAGGUAGCGCACGCGAGACUGCAAAAGGCUGGUCACCGGCCUUUAGGUAGAACCCAAUCCGCGCCGCUACCUCUGGGUCAUCCGAUGCUGCAAGGUGGCAUGAUAGCGCCGCAAACCCACUACGAAGAGUACCUGGCCGAGAAACAGCUCCACGAUCAACAACAAGCGCACAACUACCUGAAACAACAGAUCCGUCAAACGGUGUUGACACGGGUCGGCUCCCGUGGUCAGACCAACCAGUUGGACGAGGCUCCCGAGUCCGAAGAGUCCGAGGUGAUCGAUCUGACUGGCGGGAAGAAAGAUCACUCGUCGGAGGAGAGCGAGAUUUCCAAACAGCAACGGGAUCGGGAGCAAUUUCUUCAGCAACAGAGGGAUCUGAUGAUGAGGCAUACUUUGCAAAUCUCGAACGAGUCGUCCGCGGCCUACGGUGGAAGCAGGAGCGGUCAGGCCAGUGCCAGACCGUUGUCCAGAGCGCUCUCGAGCCCGUUGGUUCAUCUGGGUCCUCAAGCAACCGGUGAGCUAUUCGCGCGAACCUCCUCCUCUCAUCGACCCACCACCGGUUUGGCCUACGAUCCACUGAUGCUGAAACACGCGUGCGACUGCGGCGAAACUGUACGGGGUCAUCCCGAGCACGGCGGCAGGCUGCAGAGCGUCUGGGCCCGGCUGUCCGAGACCGGCUUGCUACAGAGGUGCGAUCGAAUACGAUCGCGCAAAGCCACCCUCGAGGAGAUUCAAACGUGUCACAGCGAAGCUCACGCUCUUCUCUUCGGAACGAAUCCGAUGAAUCGGCAAAAGUUGGACGUGUCGAAGCUCUCUCAGCUGCCCAUCAAGAGUUUCGUGCGACUGCCUUGCGGCGGCAUCGGCGUCGAUUCCGACACCACGUGGAACGAAUUGAAUACCGCGCCAGCCGCCAGAAUGGCCGUCGGUUGCGUGGUCGACCUCGCGAAACAACAGAUCCGUCAAACGGUGUUGACACGGGUCGGCUCCCGUGGUCAGACCAACCAGUUGGACGAGGCUCCCGAGUCCGAAGAGUCCGAGGUGAUCGAUCUGACUGGCGGGAAGAAAGAUCACUCGUCGGAGGAGAGCGAGAUUUCCAAACAGCAACGGGAUCGGGAGCAAUUUCUUCAGCAACAGAGGGAUCUGAUGAUGAGGCAUACUUUGCAAAUCUCGAACGAGUCGUCCGCGGCCUACGGUGGAAGCAGGAGCGGUCAGGCCAGUGCCAGACCGUUGUCCAGAGCGCUCUCGAGCCCGUUGGUUCAUCUGGGUCCUCAAGCAACCGGUGAGCUAUUCGCGCGAACCUCCUCCUCUCAUCGACCCACCACCGGUUUGGCCUACGAUCCACUGAUGCUGAAACACGCGUGCGACUGCGGCGAAACUGUACGGGGUCAUCCCGAGCACGGCGGCAGGCUGCAGAGCGUCUGGGCCCGGCUGUCCGAGACCGGCUUGCUACAGAGGUGCGAUCGAAUACGAUCGCGCAAAGCCACCCUCGAGGAGAUUCAAACGUGUCACAGCGAAGCUCACGCUCUUCUCUUCGGAACGAAUCCGAUGAAUCGGCAAAAGUUGGACGUGUCGAAGCUCUCUCAGCUGCCCAUCAAGAGUUUCGUGCGACUGCCUUGCGGCGGCAUCGGCGUCGAUUCCGACACCACGUGGAACGAAUUGAAUACCGCGCCAGCCGCCAGAAUGGCCGUCGGUUGCGUGGUCGACCUCGCCUUCAAAACCGCCAUGGGCGACAUUAAGAACGGUUUCGCCGUCGUUCGACCACCGGGCCAUCACGCCGAAACCAAUCAAGCCAUGGGAUUCUGCUUCUUCAACUCGGUCGCGAUCGCCGCGCGAUUGCUUCAACAGAAGCUCGACGUUCGGAAAAUUAUGAUUUUGGAUUGGGACGUCCACCAUGGGAACGGAACGCAGCAAAUGUUUUACGACGACCCGCGAGUGUUGUAUCUGUCGAUACACAGGCACGACGAAGGUAACUUUUUCCCGGGCACUGGAGGACCAACCGAGUGCGGAGCCGGCGAAGGUUUAGGAUACAACGUGAACGUCGCGUGGUCCGGCGGCUUGAAUCCACCUAUGGGAGACGCCGAGUACCUCGCCGCAUUUCGCACUGUCGUCAUGCCCAUCGCGAGGGCGUUCGACCCGAGUAUCGUACUCGUCUCCGCCGGUUUCGACGCCGCGGUUGGACACCCGGCUCCUCUCGGCGGUUACAAAGUUAGCCCGGCAUGUUUCGGAAAGAUGACCCAACAGCUGCUCGGUCUGGCCAACGGCAAGGUCGUCUUAGCUCUUGAAGGCGGCUACGACCUCGCCGCCAUCUGCGAUUCCGCCCAAGAGUGCGUCCGAGCUCUCCUCGGGGAUGAACCCAGUCAACUUCGGGAUGAGGAGUUGACCAGGGCGCCUUGUCAGAACGCCAUCGACACGCUGCAGAAGACUAUCGCCGUUCAGAUGCCGCAUUGGCCUUGCGUGAAGCUGAACGCGCACACAGCGCCGAUGAGCGCCAUUGAAGCCGGCCAGAAGGAACGCGACGAAUCCGAGACAGUCUCCGCGAUGGCCUCCCUGUCAAUGCAGCAGCCUACCAAUUUAACGACUACCCCAGAACAUUCCCGCGAAGUUUCCGAAGAGCCGAUGGAACAAGACGACGCCAAAUGAAAGCGGAGCUUUUCGUUGCGCGGUGGUACGCGCGAUUCGCUUUGGAGACUGUCUUUGCCGUCGUCGUCGUCGCAAAAUGAUCGUCGUCCCGUUCGCGUCGCGUCCUGAGACGGGAAUAUGCGACCGUACGUCGGUUACGAAACUGCUGCCGCGUCGAUAGAUCUUGAGCCUCUUUCGCUUUUCCUCUCGGUUGCCUUCUUUGUAAUUCUAAAAGAAAUUUGGGUUGAACGCAAAACUGUAAACGAUUGUUAUUUCGUUAGUGUGACGUUCUUGACGUUUCAUUGAACAACGGAGGAAGAGUAAUUGAGAGAGAAAAGGGAAGAUACGGCGAUUAACGAGAAAUCUCGAGCAGCAUAUUUUGGUUGUUUCGUUGCGAACAAAGGCUGGUGUGAUUUUUGUGAUAUUUUGUAAGAAAAAAAACGAAAGAAGAAAUUGACGAAAUACACUUAGUCGAAGGUGUAAACGCACCGCUAUGAGUAUGGCAGAAUGAAUGAGCGAGUGAGAGAAUAUGUACACCCCUUAACACGUACACUUACACACAUACACACACACACACACACACAUACACGAUUGAAAUACGAGCAUUUAUUUUUGUGUCGUGCAUUUUAUGAGAACAUGAAAUUUCAGCGAAUCUGUCGAUCGACGAACGAUUUCCACAGAUUCCGUUCGCUCGCGUUCGACACAAGUUGGCACGCAAAGACUUUUGCGUACUGCGCGAGGGGAGAAUAAGCGCGCGGUUACGCGUAUCAAGUACAAGACAUACGUGUACGUCGUACGUUGUGUCCGCAAGAAUCUCAAGUGUUCGUCGAGUGUUUCGUCCUGUAUUUUUACCAAAAAUUUACGAAAACGAGCGCGAAACGUUUUCGGUCGACUCGUGUUCGCGAACUCGGAUCUUCCCGUUCUCCUAUUUCCGUUUUCUCGCGUCUUGCCAAUUUCGACGUCGUCCCGCUCCUCCUCCCCGUUCCCUUCGCGUCACGACCCGACCGAAUUAUCAGUUUUUGUCAUCGUCGCCGUUGUCGUCAGCGGUCGUUCGGAAAAUCGUUGACGUUUUUGCGAGAGUUUCAUUCGUUUCGAGCAAAAGGAAACUUGCAACAUUCCGGUGUAUCGUUCGAAGCCAAUCGAUACAAAUUAGAUGUAAAUCGUUGACUCGCAUCGAAUAGCCGAUUAACGAAACAAGAUUAGGUGAAAUGGAAUCAAAGAUUCUGCGAAAAAUAUGAGGAAAAAAAAAACAUGAUUAAAAAACGAAAAGAAUGAACGAGAACAAAAAAGUUGCGAUUACGUUAUUGCACGCGUACGAAAUAUGUCCAUACUGCGUAAGCUUAAAUGUAUUAGUCAUACAUUUUUUAUGUAUAUAAAUGUACCUCGUAAUUUCAAAUAAAACGUAUAGUCAUUGUGUUACGCGUAACGUUAA